AUGACUUCUCCUGCAAAACGCUUAUGUAGUUCAUCAUCAUCAUUAAUAAAGUAUCAAUGGCAUCCGAUUGUUGAUGAUGACUAUCUUCGUUUACCUAAUUUAAUACAGAUGACUGUUGCUCGUGUGAAAGAUCGACAAUUAACGUCAGAUAUUAUUCCAUUAAUAAAUACUAUUUAUCCAUGGCCUCAUUCUUUAAAACAUAUCAGACGAUUACAUAAACAUGAUAAUCAUUUAGAUAUUCUUCUUUAUCCAUCAUCAUUUAUCACACCACUUGAAAAAACUGAGUUUGAUAAAUAUUUUGAAAAUGAAACACGACUUAUAAAUAUUCCGGAAAAUCCUUGUUUAUUAAAAUGGCAGUAUGAUAUAUGUAUUAAAGACCAUUGGCCCGGUUUAGUAUUCAGAGAAAAUAAAAUUCUUGAGCAAUCACAAUUAAAUAAAGAUCUUACUGAACAAGAUGAUAUUAUUCUUGAUUUAUUUCAGAAAAUUCAAGAAAAUGAUAAGGAAUCUCAUUAUGCAAUUAUCGUAGAUAAUGAAAGACAAAUUCCUCUUGUUGGUUCUCGUGAUUAUCGUGAUAAACAUCCAUUGCAACAUUCAACAAUGGUUGCAAUCGAUUUGCUUGCUGCAGAUUCUGUUUAUUUAAGAGAAAAUUUAAUUGAAAAAUUUAUUGAAAAACAAGAAAAAAAAACUUAUCUCUUAAAUGGUUGUUCAAUUUAUUUAACACAUGAGCCUUGUAUUAUGUGUGCUAUGGCAUUACUUCAUUCUAGAGUAUCCACGGUUUAUUAUGUAAAUAAGCAUGUACACGUAGGAGCACUUGGCUCGAAAUAUAAAUUGCAUACAUUAAAAAAGACAAAUCAUCGUUUCACUGUUUAUCAUUUAGAACAAAUAAACAAUGGUGAUACUGUUAAUAGUUGA
Messenger RNA from Rotaria socialis, 912 nucleotides. The record is from the annotation of a GenBank genome assembly. Lineage: Eukaryota; Metazoa; Rotifera; Eurotatoria; Philodinida; Philodinidae.